AAAAUAGCCCAAGGGUGCAUGUCAUCUGAGCUCUGAGCUGGAGCAAUGGCCGUGCAGUGCCAGCCAUUUACAUGUUUCCACACAAUCCAUGGUACCAACGUUCGCAUCGACCCUUCAGGUACACAAGCUACCCGAGUAGAAAGCUUUGCUAAUGGCAUCUGCUUCAGUCGAGAGCCACUGGAACCUGGACAGCUGUUUUUGGUGGAAAUUGAGGAGAAAGAAUUUGGCUGGUGUGGUCACCUAAGAAUUGGCCUUAUAGCCCGAGAUCCUCGCAGCUUGGACAUAGUACCAGAAUAUUCACUACCAGACCUGGUAAAUCAGGGGGAAAGCUGGAUAUUUGCUAUAACGCGGAACCAUAACAGAGUAUUGCCAGAUGAUGAAGAGAACCGCUCUAGAUCAGGAAAGGGGUUUCUGUCAGACCCAUACCUAAAAGUGGGCAAGUUUCAAAUUCCCCGUGAUAAACUAUUUGCACGAAGUAGGCCGGGACGUUUCAGUCACAUUCUGGAUGAUUUAUAUAAAACCAAUGUGUUGCCACCUACAGCCCGCAGAAGCAGGAUUGGGGUGUUGUAUGAACCCCAGGCAGAUGGCACCUGCAAUAUGCACAUCAUUAUUAAUGGAGAAGACAUGGGUGCCAGCGCCCGUGGGAUACCAGGCACGCAACCAUUAUAUGCUGUUAUUGAUGUCUUUGCCUCCACCAAAAGUGUUCGAGUGAUCCAGUUACAAUAUGGAUUUCCAUCCCUACAGACAUUGUGUCGCCUAGUUAUACAGAAACAUAUGAUUCACAGACUGGCCAUUGAUUGGCUAGACCUGCCACAGUUAUUAAAGAAUUUCUGUAAAUAUGAGUGAUAGAACCAAGAGCUUGGGCAUUGGACAGAGCAGCAGACACAACUAGAAAUACAGGUGAUGCAAACAGGAAAGCUGGGGUGCAAGCAACUGUAAUGGUACUGCAGUACAUGUGCAGGAGGACUGUCCUAUUACAACUAGACGUGUGUGGUGGACUUCACUUUUAGAAGAGCUACCUACUGCAGCCAGAACCAUGCAUUCUGCAAUUCACCUACUUGACGACUACCUACUGCAACCAGAACUAUGCAAAUGGAAAUCCAGCUGCCCAGGGUCUCCUUACUACCACCAGAACCAUGCAUACUACAAUCCACUUGCCCGAGGGUUCCUACAACAAUGCAUACUACAAUCAACUCACCUGAUGACCACCUACUGCAGCCACAAUAAUACAUAAUACAAACAAUACACUGACUUGAGGAACACCUACUACAACUAGAUCAAUACAUACUGCAGUCAAGUCAUCUGAGGACUCCUUAAUGCAACAAGAAACAUGCAUAUUGCAAUUAAGUAAGUUGAGGGUUCCUUACUAUAACCAUAACAAGGCAUAAGCCAGUCCACUCAUAUGAAGACAACUUACUGCAAUAAUGAUAUAAAUGCUGCAAACCACUCA
Pseudophryne corroboree (corroboree frog) is the source of this 1450-nucleotide messenger RNA. RefSeq names its product neuralized E3 ubiquitin protein ligase 2 (gene NEURL2). Gene Ontology annotation, molecular function: ubiquitin protein ligase activity. NCBI's taxonomy places the organism in Eukaryota, Metazoa, Chordata, Amphibia, Anura, Myobatrachidae. The transcript has 2 exons. The record is from RefSeq and is a predicted model, not a curated record. Gene Ontology annotation, biological process: intracellular signal transduction. Bases 46 to 846 code for a protein of 266 amino acids.